Molecule: messenger RNA, 474 nt
Organism: Apodemus sylvaticus (European woodmouse)
Lineage: Eukaryota; Metazoa; Chordata; Mammalia; Rodentia; Muridae
Gene: Il9
Product: interleukin 9
Exons: 5
Coding region: 1-474 (157 amino acids)
Source: RefSeq, a predicted model, not a curated record
AUGUUGGUGACAUACAUCCUGGCCUCUGCUUUGCUCGUCGGUUCUGUGCUGGGCCAGAGAUGCAGCACCAGGGAGGUCAUCCAUGACACCAGUUUCCUUAUUGAAAAGCUGAAGGACGAUCCUGUGUCCAAAUGCAGCUGCAAUGGCACUGUGACCAGCUGCUUGUGUCUCUCCAUCCCAUCUGAUGACUGUACCAUGCCCUGCUACCAGGAGGGACUGUCACAGGUGACCAAUGCCACCCGGAAAACAAAAUUCUGGAUUAUUUUCACCCGAGUGAAAAGGACAGCUGAUAUCCUGAAGAACAACAAGUGUCCACUCUUUUCCUGCGAAAAGCCCUGCAACCAGACCACAGCAGGCAACACGCUGUCAUUUCUGGAGCAUUUUCGGAUGACACUCCAGAAGCCACAGAUGCAAGAGAAAGAGCGGAGAAGCCGAGAGAAAAGCCGAGAGAAAAGCCGAGAGAAAAGCCAGUGA